AUGGCCUUCGUUUCUCCAAUUCCAGUGCGAUGGUCAAGCCACACCAGCUUCUCUGCGUCAAAAGCGAUCGUGCUCCGACAUCAUGUUUCGCAUCAUAGCCGACGCCGCGCAUCCAUGGAAGCUCAACAAUCAUCCCCGACCUCCCCAUCUCAGCCUGUGCAGUCUCAGAAACUAGGCCCCAAAGCAAGCACCGCGCCCAAAUCUCAGCCCCCCUCUCGCCCUCCUUUCGCAUGGCUUGACAACUGGUACCCAAUGGCAUGGGCAGAAGACGUCCCACAUUCAAAGCCCAUCCCCGUUACCAUUUGGAAUCUCCACUACGUCCUGUUUCGCAAUACGGUGACAGGUAAUUACGUCGUCAUGGACGAUGUCUGUCCUCCCCGUGCCGCCCCAUUGUCAGAGGGUCGACUCUAUGAACGAUCACGUCCAGACGGCAGCAUGGAGACGAUUCUGGAAUGCGGCUACCACGGCUGGCGCUUUGAUUGCACUGGUCGCUGCGUUGACAUUCCAGUAGUGGACUUGCAGAAACGCAUCCCAGCAGCGGCAGACGUCGGCGGUUUGUAUGCGACACAUGUUUCCAUCGCCGGUCUCAUCUUCGUGUGGUUGGGUGACCGUGCUAAAGCAGAUGUUAGCAAAAUCCCAGUGCCGAAAUACCUUUUGGAUCUUGGUGAUCGUGUCACGACUUUCCGGAACCCAUACCGCGUCUUUCCCUUUAACUUUGGCACACUCCUUGAAAACGUCGCAGACCCCGCACAUGUACAGUGGUCUCAUCAUGGAACUGGUCAGGGUAAUAGAAACACCGUGCCACGUAAUGGAAAUCUAGAAAUCCUUGAGAAAGACGACGCCAGCGGCUUUUUCAGAGCCGGAAUCCGCAUCGGUGAUUCACCAUCACAUCGACUCAGUGUUACGUUUGAAGCCCCGACCAGUGUUGCUUAUCGGCUUAAUUCACCUGUUGGCAAAGCCGCACCUUUUUCCCUCUUGACGUAUGUUGUCCCCAUCGACUACAACCGUUCCGCUUUGUUCGCUGUCAAUUGUAACAUCGACAUGCCGCGUAUUCAGAAGCUCGUGAAGCGAAUUACUCCACGCUGGUAUGAACAUACGAUCUCAAAUUUGAUCCUUGACGGGGAUUCACUCCUGUUGCAAUGGCAAGAGGCUCAUACGCAGAAUCGCAUUCGCGAUGGGUACGGCAGCGCGUGGAAGAAAGAGUAUACGCUUGCAUCGGGCACCUGGGAUUCCCUGGUAGUAGAAUUUCGGCGGUGGCUUGACCACAACUGCCACAUUAUCCCGCACCAGAAACAAAUUUCAUCCGAGGCGCCAAUUGUUCUACAAUCGCGAGAGGAAAUCAACGACAGAUAUGCUUACCACACGAAGCAUUGUGAAUCAUGUCGGCCGGCGUUGCAGAAUCUUCGAACAGGCCGAGUAGCAGCGUUCGUUGGAGCAGGUAUUGGGUUCGUCACAUUCUUGUGUUCCGCGCUCCUAUUUGCCGCGCUAGGUUUCGAUCCCCCAGGCAGACUUGUCGGGCCAUACCUGCGUUUUGGGCAUACAAAACAUAACAGCGGCGUCUGCACGCAAAUUAUUAUAAACACAUCCCCGCAAGCUGUACGCGUACUGUACAAACUCUCUCGUUUAUUUUUCUCUCUCUUCUUGCACUACCUCUCGAGAGGCAGUGGAAGGUAGCAGAUUCCUUUCUCCCAUGAGGGCCAGAAAGCUGGACACAUACUGAAGCAUUGCAUGUCGAAGGAUCGGGGAACAUUCGUGUUGUGCUGUACAGCAUGUGCUGUACAGCAAGGUAAGAAAUGCUAGAGAGGCCAAAGGUCCGGGCCUGGUAGUGUAGAAUGCAAUUAGUGGUGUCUCCCCUUGCCUCCAGGAACAGCGCGAGACAGUGCGCGCUUUGCGAACUAGGCUACGAGCUUCGCUCUGGAAAUAGUUCCAUUCCCUUUUGGGCUAGGACGAACAUCAGUAAACAUUGGAGCUUUAUUGCUA
Molecule: messenger RNA, 1980 nt
Organism: Chondrus crispus (carragheen)
Lineage: Eukaryota; Rhodophyta; Florideophyceae; Gigartinales; Gigartinaceae
Exons: 2
Coding region: 1-1674 (557 amino acids)
Molecular function (GO): chlorophyllide a oxygenase activity; 2 iron, 2 sulfur cluster binding
Source: RefSeq, a predicted model, not a curated record